Messenger RNA from Sander lucioperca (pikeperch), 3262 nucleotides. It is a transcript of the gene gpr155b, whose product is annotated as G protein-coupled receptor 155b. Gene Ontology annotation, molecular function: G protein-coupled receptor activity. Lineage: Eukaryota; Metazoa; Chordata; Actinopteri; Perciformes; Percidae. Gene Ontology annotation, biological process: transmembrane transport; G protein-coupled receptor signaling pathway; intracellular signal transduction. Gene Ontology annotation, cellular component: membrane. The record is from RefSeq and is a predicted model, not a curated record.
UAGGGCGUUGCCAUUCUAGUCAGAUUCAGGUCAGGAGCACUGGAGCAGAGCUUCUCCCUCUAAACGGCAAAACACGGGCUUGUUUAAACAGCAAGACAGAUAAAUGUCGUACAUUUCUGAGCAGAGAUGGUCUUCUAACAGAGAGUGCUGAUACUCCCCACUAUCAUCUCACCACUCUGACCCCCAUCCCAUCAUCACCAUGGAGACCACCAACAGCUACAUACUGAUCCACGGGAAGAACAUAUCCCACAAUACCCUCGCGGGUUCUGCUAUGGGGCCCCACAUGUCCAUCGACAAGCUUUUCCCGGCUCUCCUUGAGUGCUUUGGCAUCAUAUUGUGUGGCUACAUAGCUGGCAGGGCAGAUAUCAUCACACAGAGCCAGGCGAAGGGUUUGGGGAACUUUGUGUCUAAGUUUGCUCUUCCAGCUCUUCUCUUUAAAAACAUGGUGCUGUUGGACUUUGGAGACGUCAUCUGGGCGUUUCUCUGGAGUGUCCUGGUCGCUAAGGUGACAGUGUUUGUGCUGGUAUGUGUGCUGACUCUGAUGGUGGCCAGUCCAGAAUGCAGAUACAGCAAGGCUGGCUUGUACGCCAUCUUCGCUACUCAGAGCAAUGACUUUGCCUUAGGAUACCCUAUAGUUGAUGCUUUGUAUCGGAGCACAUAUCCAGAGUACCUCCAGUACAUCUAUCUUGUUGCCCCGGUCUCCCUCAUGCUCCUCAAUCCUAUCGGCUUUGCUCUUUGUGAGGUGCAGAAGUGGAAGCAGGCCAGCCAUUCACACAGCACUCUUGGCAUCCUGGGAGUUGUAGUCCUACAGGUGUUGAAGAACCCAAUAGUAUUCAUGGUGAUAGUAGGAAUCAUCUCCCACUUUGCCCUGGGCCAGCAGAUUCCUGCUGUGCUAUCACAGUUCAUAGAUGGCUUGGCUAACUCUUUUGGAGGGGCUGCCUUGUUUUACCUCGGCCUCACUAUGGUCGGCCAGCUUAGAAAACUAACCAGAGACACUGGAGUUGCCUUGAUUCUCCUCAUCACAGCCAAACUCCUGGUGAUGCCACUGGUCUGUAAAGACAUGGUGGAUAUUCUUGAUGUAGGAGUGAACAGCACGAGUGCCAACCACACUAGUUUGUCUAACUUUGCUUUCCUAUAUGGAGUCUUUCCAACCGCACCUAGUGUGGCAAUCUAUGCUGCACACUACAACAUCGAACUAGAGGUGGUAACAUCAGGGAUGGUAAUCAGUACGUUUCUGUCUGCACCGAUCAUGUACGUGUCAGCCUGGUUAUUAACAAUCCCUCUAAUGGACCCGACCCCCCUGGUGAAAGAACUUGAAAACGUUAGCUUCAACAUCAGCAUUGUCAGCCUCGUAGCACUGGUGUGGACCAUAGCGGUGAUGUUGCUAAGCAGGAAAUUUAAGAGACUACCUCACCUUUUUGCCUUAAACCUUUUCCUGGCUCAGUUUUUAGUGUGUGUCAGUAUGGUCUUGUGGAACUUCUUGGUGAAACAAGAAAAUAAUCUGCUCAGCAAGAUUCUCACCUUCACUCUGCUCUAUGGGUCUCUGUACAGCACCUACAUUUGGACAGGUUUAAUCCCUCUCUGUCUGGCUCUGACUAACAGAGAUGAUCUGCUGAGACUCCGACCAGGAAUAUUCAUGAUUUUGGGUUGGGGGGUUCCCUUCCUGAUGGUUGGAGGUCUUCUGAUAUUAGGAGAGAGGACUGAUACCAUAGACUCUGCCUUCUUCUAUGGUAGAGCUCAGAUAAUCAGCACAGCAGUGGUGCUUGCAGUCAGCCUGGUGCUUGGUGCGAUAUCUCUGAUGGGCCUCAGCCAGGGGGACAGGGAGCAGAGCGGCUAUCAGGCCCUGAACAGAGCUGCAGUAACAGGCAUCAGUGAUGAGCUGAGGGCCCCUCACGGCCUGGAGGAUUCACAACAACCGUCACAGCCGCAGAUGGCACAUUCCCCUGCCGACAGCAUCAACUCAGGCCUCCACGGUUUCUCUCCUCUCCAGCCCAUACCUGACAUGAUAGCCUCUACGCAAAGGGAGCACACAAACAGCACAAGCCACAGUGGGGCGCUGUGUGACGGGCAGCAGGGUUCCUACUCCUCUGAGCAGCCGCUGAACCUGCCGCCACCUGGGCUUCAAACCACUGAUGAUACACAGACAGUCCGACAUGUUCUGCUCUGUCUGCUGCUCUUUGUCAGCCUGCUAGCGAACCUGUCCAGCUGUCUAUGGUGGCUGUUCAACAAAGAUCCAGGAAGACUUUACCUCGAACUACAGUUCUUCUGUGCCGUGGCAAACUAUGGACAGGGUUUCCUGUCCUUUGGGAUCUUUGGUCUGGACAGACACCUCAUCAUGCUGCCAUUCAAGAAGAGGUUGCCUGGGCUGUGGCAGGGCAGGGACAGUGAGGAUGUGAGUCCCUCCGCCGUACCAGAGGAGGUCAGACUCACCUGUACCCAGUUUGUCCGCUACCACAAAGACCAGUGUGUACAAGACAUAGUGCACACGCGCAGGUUUGGAGCAGGAGGAGGACUACAGGAGGAGAAUGGCGCCUUGAGACAUUCCUCCUCCCAUCAGCCCCAGUACCUACACCCGCAUCAGGAUCUUCAGGAGCAACUAAACUACGAGCCGCAGAAUCUGCACCAGAUUCCCCCAGCUCAUGAUCCAGCUGAAUCCUGCGGUCAGUCUUUGCUUCCAUCCCGACCCCGGCUUGAGCCAGAGAAUAAAAACCCAGCACAUAUUUCCAACUCUGAUAUUCCAGAGGAGCAGAUUCCCCAGCUCCGGUCUGACCAAGCUGAUGACCCAGCUAAUCCUCAUCACCUACACCAGCAUGGUCUUGCUUCGAGCCCACCCCAUCUCCAUCCACAUCCCCAGUCCCGUGAUGAUGAUGUGUUUCGGGGCAGUGACUUGGUGGACUGGCUGGUUAUCCGAGGACUGUGUGCUGGGCGAGCUGAGGCCCGACAGUACGGCGUUCGACUUCAGCAGGGAGGAAUAUUAGCUCACCUGACAGGCCAGCACAGCUUCAGGGAUGAACCCUCCCUGCUGUACCACUUCACACGGGAGAGAGGGGGAGAGGGGAGGGAUGGUCCCAGAUCGUGUGAGAGGAAGUGAGUAGAUAGGAGGCGAGGGAAGUGGUAUAUUUGAAGGUGUGUUUGCUUUGAUUGACAGGUGUCUUAGGCUAUUUAUGGUGGUUGCUGCCUGCUUGUCCACAUUGACUUCACCCUGUCGCCAAAAUUUGAAAGUAUCUAGCUCCAGAGGCUUCAGGUGCCGUUCGUUGAAAAA